GUGUUUUACUUGCUCGGCCAACUGUCAGUUUUCCUCUGUUUCUCCAUUUGUGUGCUGAAGCAGUCAAGUUACCCUCGAGCUAUAUCUACUAUACCUUCUAAAUUUCAGGUGGUGGCUCUAUUGCUCUAGUCUUGAAUUAGGUGAGAAAUUCUUGUUUUAUGAGUUUCUUGUACCUUGUGCAGCGACUAUGGUACAUGUGAUAAAGAACUUACCUACUUUGGCAGUUUAUUUAGAUGGAAAUGAGAGGAACAAUCGAUUUUGUUAUUCAAGAAGGGCUAAAUUAAGAUACCCACGUGAGAUAUUCGCUCUUUAUACUGGAAAAGUGAAAGGGUGUUUUAGUUUUAAUGGUUCUAAUUUAGUGUAUGUUUCUGAAAAAUGCACUAUGUUUGGAUUUGCACAGCUAAAGUUGCCAGCAGUUUUAUUUAGCUUCAAGGAAGUGAAUAACCUGUGCAGCAUAGCUCUGAAUGUCCCUUAUGAACUUGAAUCCGUGAGUGAUGGAGAGAGUGAGGGUUCCGAUGUCCAAAACGGAAAUUCAACCAAUGAUGUAUAUAAUCUGGAAUUGUCUCGUAAGGACUGUUUGACGAAUUCAAAUAUUGGAAAUCUUGCUACGAACCAACCUUCAAGUUUUCUUGAAGAAACUAAAAAUUCGGUUGAGGAUGGGAUUAUGUACUUAGAAGAGACAAAUGAGGAGGUAUUAUCAAAAAGGAUCUUGAAGCUCAGCAGGCAAAAUAAACCCAAAAGUGCAUUGGCGAUAUACAAGUCGAUGACUUUUUCAGGUCUUAAACCUGAUUUACAUGCAUGUAAUUCUCUUCUUUCAAGUCUCUUGAGGAAUGGAAUGCUUGAUAUUGCUUUAAAGAUCUUCAACUCCAUGAAGGCUAGUGAGCUAACAACUGGCCACACGUAUAGCUUGAUUCUGAAGGCAGUUGCUGAUGCUGGGGGUUGUGACGCAGCAAUGAACAUGUUCAGUGAAUUGAUAAGCAGUAAGAAUCUUAGAGAAAAAAUUGACAUUGUUGUAUACAACACGAUGAUAUCCAUUUUUGCAAAAGCAAACAGCUGGUAUCAGGCACAAAAGAUCUGGAACAUUUUGACGGAUAAUGGUCAAGUUGGAACAAUAGUCACUUACCGUCUACUAGUUUGCACGUUUGUUCGUUGUGGUCAGAAUGAAUUAGCUAUUGAUGCAUACAGUGAGAUGAUUCGAAAUGGAUUGAGCCCAGAAGGUGAUACAAUGCAUGCUAUUAUUGGAGCAUACAGUAGGGAGGGUAAGUAUGACUGUGCAUUGAACGUCUUACAAUAUAUGUUGGACAACGAGCUGAAGCCAAAUGAAAGAGCAUGCAACGCUGUGAUCAAUUCACUUGGAAAAGCUGGCAAAGUCAAGCUUUCCUUUGAAGUUUAUGAGUUGAUGAAAUCACUAGGUCAUGCACCUGAUGCGUACACAUGGAAUUCAUUGCUCAAUGCCUUAAACAGGGCAAAUCGAUAUUCAGAGGCACUCCAGCUCUUUGAGAGAAUCAGGAAUCUUCAAAGUGUCAUUUUGAAUGUGCAUAUAUACAAUACUAUUUUGACAUCGUGCCACAGACUUGGGUUGUGGGACAAAGCUGUACAGAUACUGUGGCAGAUGGAGGCUUCCGAAAUCCCCGUUUCAACUGCAUCCUAUAAUCAAGUAAUUGGAGCUUGUGAGGUAGCGAGAAGGCCCAAGGUUGCAUUACAAGUUUAUUACCGCAUGGUUCGCCAAAAACAUUCUCCUGACAUAUUUACUCUAUUGUCGUUGAUGAGAGUUUGCAUCUGGGGUUCUCUCUGGAAUGAAGCAGUGGAAAUACUAAAACUUUCUGAACCAAAUGGAUCACUUUACAAUGCUGCUAUUCAGGGGAUGUUUUUAACAGGAAAAAUUGAUUUGGCUAAGAAGCUGUACAUGGAAAUGCGUGAGCGAGGCCUUCAACCCGAUGGCAAGACACGGGCUAUGAUGCUGCAAAACUUACCAAAGCAUUCCAUGAGAAAUAGAAGGCGUAAUGUGCAAAAAUAUUAAUUUUGACAUGAAUAAGAUAUAAUAUUGCUGAUCUUAUCAUAUAAAGAUUAGCCAGAAGGCAAAUAGAGUCAAUGAGGUGCAGCAGAUGCUACUACCUGAGGUGAUACAAAAAUAGACAUAGCCGCGCAGAAGGGCAACAAGACCUAAUGAGGUGCUACUGAUCUAAUGAAUUGGUUCUUCUUACGUCUGCAAACAAAUUGUUCUUGCUAAAUUUCCUUUUCCAGAAGUGCCAACUGACAGAUUUUACUUCAGUCAUGUUAGUGUGCGUUGACAUUGCACCUUUAUGCCUACCGAUAUCAGAGUACAUGUGAAGUAGAGUUAAGGUGGACUCUCCUCGACUUACCAGCUUGCAUCUUUAGGCAGAACUAAUUUUUCCCCUUCAAGAUGAGGAGAACCACUGCCAAUCUUUUGUUUAAUUGUCUACAUGAAAAGUUGUUAAGGAAAUUUUCACAUCAAGGCAGCUUAGAAUCUGGAAAGCAGUUGUCCAAAAUCUUCGGUAGAUGUUCACCACUGUAGAGCAAAUGGUCCUUAUUAUUGCUUUCAUCUCCCAGCUUGUCUACAGUCGAUAGGGCACUGGGAGUUUCCGGCUGGUCUUGCUGAUUAUAAUGAUGACACUUGGGUUUGGACAACCUUAACCAGAAAGGGGACGGGAUCUGGGUGCGUUUGGACAGUCACUUGGAAAGCUUUCAGAUGCAGAAAUCUACAACCAUAAAUAUUAUUAGCCUUGUUGUAUGCUGUCUUUUCAAGCACACGGAGGAACAAGAUGGUCUUCUGAUGUUGACAAGCUUCGCGGAAGCACAUUGUCUUCAAGCCUAUUUUGCAUCUAUAGGAAACAUUUCAAGGAAAAGCUUUCUGUUACGGUGUAAUAACCAAAGCAUUGUAUGAAUGAUAAUCGGUAAUAAGAUUUAGCGUGUUAAA
This is a messenger RNA of Nicotiana attenuata, 2938 nucleotides long. RefSeq names its product pentatricopeptide repeat-containing protein At3g29290. Gene Ontology annotation, molecular function: protein binding. NCBI's taxonomy places the organism in Eukaryota, Viridiplantae, Streptophyta, Magnoliopsida, Solanales, Solanaceae. The transcript has 4 exons. The record is from RefSeq and is a predicted model, not a curated record. Bases 188 to 2020 code for a protein of 610 amino acids.